CAGAAUGACACGGGUGAUAAGCAUGCGUGCUCUAACACACACUGAUUUAGCUCCACACACUUUUGAGGCACUAAAUAAGUCUCAGUGAAAUAAUGUCCUGCAUGGGCCAAGUCAGUCUCCUGAUGAGAUGCGCAUAGAGGCUACAGCCUGGGCCAUUCCUCCGCGGUGCGUAAAGCUCUCUGGGUGUCUGCUGCGGGCUGGAUGUCCCUUCAUAUGUCGGAUUUAGCUGUGCAGCAUUACUUGGUGGAUCAGCGGAUUGUCCGAAAAGCUGGUGCAGCAACUUUUCCCUGCAUAUUUCCCCCCACCAGAAUAUGUCGUUGACCAACACAAAGACGGGCUUUUCUGUAAAGGACAUUUUGGACCUUCCUGACACAAAUGACGAAGAAGGAUCUAUCACCGGAGCGGAGGAAGACACGGAGGGAUCGGAGACCACGUCCACGACAAAAAACACUGGAGUUUUGGUGCAAAGUCCUCUAGAAAACGUUCCUAAUCUGCCUUUAAAGAACCCCUUUUAUGACAGUAGUGACAAUCCUUACACACGAUGGCUUGCUACUACGGACAGUAUUCAAUAUUCAUUGUUUCUCCCGUUUCUUGCCGCAGUGCACGGUCUAUCCGCCAGCUCUCAGGACUCGGCCAAGUCCCCGGAGCCGUCUGCGGACGAUGAAUCGCCGGACAACGACAAGGAAACUUCCAGCAGCGGCGGCAGCGACUCCGGCAAGAAACGGAAAAGGAGGGUGUUGUUUUCCAAGGCGCAAACCUACGAGCUGGAGCGUCGCUUCAGGCAGCAGAGGUACCUGUCCGCCCCGGAGAGGGAGCACCUGGCCAGCCUGAUUCGCCUCACCCCGACCCAGGUGAAGAUCUGGUUCCAGAACCACCGGUAUAAGAUGAAGAGAGCCCGGGCCGAGAAAGGUAUGGAAGUGACCCAUCUCCCUUCUCCCAGGCGGGUGGCCGUGCCCGUCUUAGUCAGGGAUGGAAAGCCUUGUCACACUCUUAAAGCUCAGGACUUGGCGGCCACUUUUCAGGCCGGGAUCCCCUUCUCGGCUUAUAGUGCCCAGUCACUCCAACACAUGCAGUAUAACGCGCAGUACAGCGCCGCGGCCACGCCACAGUUCCCAGCACAUCACUUGGUGCAAACGCAACAGUGGACUUGGUGAGAGAAAUUAUAGAGACUUGGCUUGGAGGCACGGUAGGGAGUUUCACCACAAAGCAAAGAAAAAAAAUAAAACGCAAAAAACAAAAGACUUUUCAUUUUUGCAGCUUGACUCAUAUAUAUAUACUACCAUUUUUAUUCGGGGCUCAUGUGUGCGCCGUGUUUACAUGUUUUCGUUAAGAGAACUGGGUCCGAACCUCUCCCUUAUAGAUUUUAUUGAGAAUGUCAAUGCUCUUCUUGUGAAUUUUUUUGUAAAGUAUGUUGUGUGUUGGUUGUAGAGAUGUUUUUCUCUUUUUUUUUUCUUUUGUCCCUUCGUGUUAUUAUCAGCACGUACGAACCACUUUAUAAUUAUAGAAAUUUUAAUUUCUUGCUUCUUUUAUGGACCGAAAAAAUAUUUAUGGCCAUGAAUAAACACUGGCAACUUUGCAGCUAUUUUCCUUUUGUUUUUAUUUCCUGUAAAUAUUUUGUGGCAAAUGUUUGCAACCUAGAGAGCUUUAGGGAGCUUGAAGCUGAAGAUUGGCCUCUAUAUAUUUACACAUUUUAAAAACAACGGGGGAGUGAUUUUUGGCAAAACGUUGUGACUACACAUAUGUAAAUAACAGUGUAGCCGCGCGAUGUUGGCUAAAUAUCCCACAUUUUUUAUAAGGAUUUUAAAAUAAAAUGCUGUGUUUUUGAAAAGAGGGUUUGGUUUAUAUAAGUGUCCAUAUUCGAUUUGAUCAUCUCUGAAAAGACAUCUAAACAUCACAAUGAAAGGCGAGGAGCUAAACACUAUAUUGUGGGACAGAAUGGAGCUUGACUCUGGGAAUAAAUCUCUAGCGCACUUCAGUUCUUUCUUUUUAGGCAAAUUUAAUCCGGAGAAUAUUUUUUCCCAAUCCGAACACCUCACUAAUAAAGAGCCUAAAGUCACUUGUGAAAUGGGACUAAAAUCCACUCACUUAGUAUAAGAGGGCUUCUUCACAUAAGAAGCCUUUGAGUCAAAAGCUCUCCUUUUUGUCAGCAUUCCCACUCCCGGCCUUGGGCGUAAAGUGGCAGACUGUGGGGGGAAAAUCGUUUUAAUGCAAUAAAUGUUUUGUUAUCUUGUUAAGCGCUAAACUGCAAAUAGAGCAGGAAUAAUCAAUGAGUCACCAGUCUUCUUUGUUUAACCACGGCCAACGGUCAACUAAAAUACGCACGGCUUAGAGGGGCUUUAACCGCCUAAUAAAGUUACUUUUCAUAUGAUCAUAUAACGUGUUAGCAAUGACAUUCCACGUUCAACUAUACUUUACUCUAAUAGUCACCAUCUUCUUUAAAGUGAAACCAAAACAAGCACAAAUGGCUCCCCAGUGACCCGUAGCGCACUGCGGAUUAUCAGAUCCAGUCAAUAUCUUGGGUAAAUAUGAUAACCUAGUAGAAAAAUCUAUGCAUCAUGUUUGUCCCGGGACAAAAAUCCCACAACAGAUGUUAGAGUCGCCCCUAUCAUCACUGAACAAACAGCCAAAUUGGGCAGAUUUGCUAAUUAUUUACAGAAUUGAGUCUCAAGGGGCUACUGCUUUUGUGGGCGACGCAGACUCAAUUUGUCCCGGACAGAGAGGUUUUGUGUUUCAACACUGGUUGAGCGUGUAGGUCAAAUAAAUCAGCAGUUUGCUUAUAUUUUUUCGUUUUUUAUGUAUUUGUGGAUAAACAAGAAAUUACGUGUUGCUUAUAUCGUGCCAAUCAUCGCCUAUAGCAAUAUGAAGUAUGAGGAGAAAUACGAUAUGAUAUGGGAAUUAUGAAGUAUAUUGCCAGAGGUGGUGAUGAAGGACUGGCUGUGAUUGGAUUGUUGUGGUUGAUAUUCUGGCUUCUUAAAAAAAAA
Sander lucioperca (pikeperch) is the source of this 2981-nucleotide messenger RNA. RefSeq names its product NK2 homeobox 2a (gene nkx2.2a). Bases 312 to 1154 code for a protein of 280 amino acids. NCBI's taxonomy places the organism in Eukaryota, Metazoa, Chordata, Actinopteri, Perciformes, Percidae. Gene Ontology annotation, cellular component: nucleus. The record is from RefSeq and is a predicted model, not a curated record. Gene Ontology annotation, biological process: cell differentiation; regulation of transcription by RNA polymerase II. Gene Ontology annotation, molecular function: RNA polymerase II cis-regulatory region sequence-specific DNA binding; DNA-binding transcription factor activity, RNA polymerase II-specific. The transcript has 3 exons.